Messenger RNA from Tachysurus fulvidraco (yellow catfish), 3512 nucleotides. RefSeq names its product limb development membrane protein 1 (gene lmbr1). Bases 155 to 1624 code for a protein of 489 amino acids. The transcript has 17 exons. Gene Ontology annotation, molecular function: transmembrane signaling receptor activity. NCBI's taxonomy places the organism in Eukaryota, Metazoa, Chordata, Actinopteri, Siluriformes, Bagridae. The record is from RefSeq and is a predicted model, not a curated record. Gene Ontology annotation, biological process: signal transduction.
GCGGGAUUUAUCGGAAUGCGGUGGGAAAAGCAAUAGCACCGUCUUUGGACGCGCGCAGUGUUUAUUCGGUUGCUAGCUAAUGUUUGUUUGAAACUAGUUCGCGGCAUUAUUGGGACGUCUAUGAGCUGAGUGAUGUGCAUGUGCAAUAUGAAGAAUGGAAGAAGACGAUGUCACGAUCAGAGAGCAGAAUUUUCACAGUCAAGUCCGAGAGUACAUUAUCUGUUUCCUGUUGUUUGCUGUGCUCUACAUCGUGUCCUACUGCAUCAUAACACGAUAUAAGAGGAAGACUGAUGACCAUGAAGAUGAAGAUGCGGUCGUUAACAGAAUAUCUAUGUACCUGUGUACGUUCACUCUGGCCAUAUCUGGAGGUGCUGUCCUCCUCCUCCCUUUCUCCAUCAUCAGUAAUGAGAUCCUUCUAUCGUUCCCGAAGAACUACUACAUCCAGUGGCUCAACGGCUCGCUCAUCCACGGUCUGUGGAACCUCGUCUCGCUCUUCUCCAACCUGUGUCUCUUCGUCCUCAUGCCUUUCGCCUAUUUCUUCCUGGAGUCUGAGGGAUUCGCCGGCUCGAAGAAGGGCCUGAAAGCCCGUAUCCUGGAGACGUUUGUGAUGUUGUUUCUGCUUGCUCUGCUCAUCCUGGGCAUCGUGUGGGUCGCAUCAGCGCUUGUCGACAAUGAUGCAGCCAGCAUGGAGUCUCUCUACGACCUGUGGGAGUUCUACCUGCCCUACUUGUACUCGUGUAUCUCUUUGAUGGGUGGAUUGCUGCUCUUGAUGUGUACUCCAGUGGGUUUGUCCCGGAUGUUCACUGUAAUGGGUCAGUUACUAGUCAAACCUACGAUUUUGGAGGAUUUAGAUGAACAGUUGUACUGCAUUCAGCUGCAGGAGGAAGCAUUACAGCACAAAGUCCACGGUUCAGUGCCUCUCUUACUCACCGCCUCCCAGAACCUUCACAAAGAGCUGGAGAACGUCCGCUCGCGGAGAUGCAAGCUGGAGAGGAGGAAGAAAGCAUCAGUUUGGGAGAAGAACCUUCUCUACCCCAUUGUCAUGUUGAUACUACUCGCUGGCACGGCCAUCUCUGUGUUUCUGGUGGCUCUGAACAUUUUGUACCUGCUGGUGGAUGAAACUGCGUUACCGAAAGGAUCGACGGAUCCUGAGAUCGGGAACGCAUCUCUCUCUACGUUUGGUGUCGUUCAGGCUGUGGUUGAAAUCGUCCUCAUGAUUUACCUGAUGGUCUCCUCUGUUGUUGGGUUCUACAGCCUUCGUAUCUUUCAGGGACUCACACCCAGGAAGGAUGACACCACAAUGACCACAAUCAUCGGCUGCUGCGUGUCCAUCCUGGUCUUGAGCUCGGCCCUCCCCGUCAUGUCCCGAACACUCGGAAUAACGAGGUUCGACUUGUUGGGGGAUUUUGGUCGCUUUAACUGGUUGGGGAAUUUCUACAUCGUCUUGUCCUAUAACCUGCUGUUUGCUGUGGUGACCACACUGUGUUUAAUCACCAAGUUCACCUCCGCUGUCCGAGAAGAGCUGCUCAAAGCACUCGGUCUGGAUAAGCUAAAUCUUUCCACCAGUCCCACAGAACCCGAGUCGAGUAAACUAGCAGCUAACGGCCAUCAGAAGACCCUCUGAACUUCACACACACACAAGGUGAAAUAGGGUACGGCCGGAGAGAAGACACCUUAUUACCACACACACACAAAACCCCAUCACAUAGCUUUGUUCCCUGCAGCAGGACAUUAACAGUGCAGACUUUUAUUAAGCUACUUUAUUUAAGGUCCUACCUUCAGUUUUCCAUCACCACACACACACACACCAUUAAAUGUUUGCUCAUUUUAAUGCAGUUUUAAACCCUUUUCCCUCUUCAUGCUGUGAAUAAGCGGGCUCGGGUAAAAGCUGGAAGCAUUAUCAUCAUGUAAGUGUUGUAAUUAUGUCUGUAUAUAUUCUUAUUUUUUUUUCUCGGUCAUUGUAAAUCUUUUGUACAGCGACAUUUGUUUUCAGUUGAUUUCCAGAAAUUCACCUCUGAUGCCUUAUGAGACAGGGGAGGAUUUUACAGACGCUUUAAUAGCUGUGACACAGAGAGUGUGUGUGUGUGUGUGUGUGGCAUGUAUUGAUGUGUGUGCUACUUGCUGACCCUGUCGAAUGUGACGUCAUUAGAUACUGCACACACACACACACACACACACACACACACACACCUAACAUGGGUGUGUGUAACAGUGCCGUGAAAUAAGAAGUCACUAAACUACAGUGACCGUGUCGCAAACUCGAACAGUCAGGUGAUGAGUGAGUGCUUAAUCAAGUAGCACUCGUAUAGUGCAGUGAUUAUACCACGUGACUCAUCCCAGCAUGGACACAUUAAUCCGUUGAAGUUGUCGAUCGUCGUGAUUCAUGGCGUCGGGUUUACCAGAUCCACUGAAUUUGUUCUAGUUGAAUCAGUUCUCGCUGGUAUUUGCUUAACCAAACCAAACGAACACGUGAUUGUUGUCCUAAUGAGUCAAAGUGUUGAUUCGUUUGAACAAAAUCACCACUCUGGGAUCUGAUUCACGAGAACCAAAGUGACACACGAUACUCCGUUUAAAAAAAAAAACAAAAAAAAAAAAAACCAACUCUUUACUAUUUGAUUCAUUACAAGAAGUGACGAUUCAAUUUGGUGACCGUGUCAUAUUUGAAUUUUAUUCGUUAGACCGGUAUUUGAUUCAUCCUGACUAAAUAAAUGCAACGAUACUGUUUGAUUCGUUAGAACAAGUGUUGAUUUACUUUGGCGAAUUAAGUACCGGCGUAUCGAUUGGUUGUGGUGAAUGAAAUGAGUCACAACAUUCUAAUUGACUCGGCUCAGUGAUUCCAGUGAGCUGACGAUGAUUUACUUGAACGAAUCAGGUAGUAAAGUGCGUGUCGUGACUCUGAUCGUCGGUACGUGCCUGGCACACCGGCGAGCGUGAACGUUGGACGGCUGCGUCUGCGAGCACCUUUUAAUAGACAGAUUCACUGUGACAGCUCAUGUGACCGUCUUAAAACAAACAAUAAAGGGCCAGUUUACAAUGCCAGUGAUGACAUGAAACAUCCGUGUGUUUUAAAUGGUGUUCAAAUGAGAUUCGAGCUUUUUAAACAGAUCUCACAUGAGGGACACUGAUUUUACAACCUGUGAAAAGGUCAUUUGUUAAAUCUCAGUCAAUAAAUAAAUAAGCCGACUCGUCACGUCUUACAUUUGAAUGUACUGUGUGUCUGAAGGACAAUUGUUGUUUUUUUGUUAAGUAAAGUAUGCAAAUGUGUUUUGUACAAAGUCAUUGUAUAAUAUGCAGAUUAUCAAAUGUCUUGUUUGUUUGUUUGUUUUCCUCGACAUCCUCUGGACCACAGAUAUAAAUGAACUAGUCGAAGGUGUGAAUGUUAUACUGUGAAAACAGCAGUUUAAUUUUUUAUUCCAUUCCAAGCAGCCAAAUUGCUUUUGUUUUGUUUUCUUGUCUGUCGUCACACGUCCGGGUCAGUGUGUUGGGAAUAAAAGGUUCUUUUUCAAUGCAAA